ACACCAAUGUCGCUUUGUUGUUCCCAAUUUCUUUUAAGACGCGCUCGCAAAUACAAUGCGCGUAUAGUUACAUAGUUACAUCGCAGUUAGUCGUAUACUGAUUGGCAUAAGUACCUGCCCAAAACGUAGUGUGGUGCAUAUGACUGCUGAUGUUUAGUUUCCUCCGGCAAUUCUGCAGAACGAUUUCCAAACAUGAAACGAUCGUACGCGUUAUGCGCAGUCUUUGUCCCAAUCACUGCGGGACUCGUACUGUUAUGGCCAGUGGAUGACGUGUUUACCGCCGACGCCGAUACCACCACCGUCUCCUCGGCCGUGGCAAGCGCCUCGUCGGCCAUCGCCACUGCGUCCUCGGCAAUCGCCACCGCCUCGUCGGCCAUCGCCACUGCGUCUUCGGCCAUCGCCACCGCCUCCUCGGCCGUCGUCGCUGACCCGUCGUCCGCCGCGGUGGACGCGAUCGCUUGCGACAACGAUACCGCCGACCUAUGUAACACCGCGGCUACCGUCACUUCCACGACUUCCGCCAGAAGUGGAAACGACGACGAUUGUAGCACGGUUGCAGCGUCCGCACUGAGGCUAGGACACGGUGCGGAAGAGUCGCCGACUGCUGCACGAGUCAACGACGACCGCGGACGAAUCGACCGAAAUCUCGACGUGGAUGAUUCUCGUCGCCGUGUCGACGAUUAUGGCCGAGUCGUCGUCCGACCCAGGACCGUCGGCUUGAAAACGAUCGAGCGAAUCAUACUGACAGCCGUGAGCAUGUUUUUCGAAAAACUGGAGUUGGCCGUUUUCAUGUCGCUGUACAAAAUUAAAGUCCUUUACACCACGUUGAUAUCGCCGGUGUUGCAUAGUUUUUAGCUUUUACGUUAUUCGUCCCUUUUGGAUCAUUAUCACGAUAACGUAUUGUGCGACGAUAACACAAAGUACAAACUCGUUGUAAUCGUGUAUUUUCGUCGCAUUUAAAAUCACUGGUCUAUCAUAAUAUACUUACGCAUUAUUCUUGAAAAAUAUUUAUAAAAAAAAAAAACAAAAACCGUUUCGUGACAUGUAAUUAUCUACGUUUCAUCGAUCAGCCGUAUAAAAACUACUGCACAUAUCAUGCACAUAAUUAUUUUAUUAUUAUUAUUAUUAUUAUACUGUGUUAUAUUUACGGCUGUAGGAAGGAACACGUAUGUACGCCCAUGUGAUAAUAAAAACAACUGCU
Molecule: messenger RNA, 1201 nt
Organism: Melanaphis sacchari
Lineage: Eukaryota; Metazoa; Arthropoda; Insecta; Hemiptera; Aphididae
Exons: 2
Coding region: 193-855 (220 amino acids)
Source: RefSeq, a predicted model, not a curated record